AUGUCAACUCCUGUCGCCGAACUCAUCGAGGCCGCCGAGUCCCUCCAGCUCUCGAAUGGUCUUUGCAAGGACUGGGAGCAAAAAGAUCCGUUAAAAUCAGACAGCGUCGACCGCUACCUCGCCGCCUUGCCGACCAUUCACGCCCACUACCAGUCGAUUGGUGUGCCCUCCCACUUGCCUCAAAAGGGCGGCCUCAUGCAGGGCCAUGGGUACCCGAGUACAAGAUCCGGCCGGACUGCAGAGAUCAAGGCCCAAGUCAAUGGCGAGUUCAUCUACAUCUAUCGAAAGAUUGACCCAGUCAAGCCGUUUGGCCAAGUUUCCCAUCAGUGGACGGCAUUGCUGCGAGUCGAAAGCGAAACGGGCGAGGAGGAUGAGCCGUGGGCAUUUGCCUGUGUCACACUGGAAGAGGCUGCCGCUUUGGAGACGGAGGAAAGGGGCUACAAAGACUGUGGCAGCCACACAGAGCGGCCUCGCGAUGUCGAUACCACUGACGAGCCACUGCAAGAGGACGACAAGUAUCUCGCCACCGGUUACAAGCUCCUCAAGCAUUGGACUGAUGGGGAUUUGAAGUCUGGGAAACUCUUCCGUGAUGAUGAAAAAAACCCCGAAAUUAUGAAAAACACAAUCACGGCUAUCUCACGGGAGGAGGGAGCCAACAUCACCGAUCCUCGCGUCGGAACUUCGAGAGAUCACAUUCCGGUCUAUACCCGACCAUCCCGUGCCUGCCUCGGUUGGGGUGGCUACGACAAGUUUCUAUCUUGGCAAGAGGCUGGUCGAACUGUUCAUAAGGAUAUGGUGAAGUAUGAGGAGGACUUUAACGAUGAGCGGGACGGGGAUGUCGACUUCGUCAAUAAGGAUGGCGAAAUUGUAUGCACUGUCCCUAACAUCAUCCCCAAGGAGGAUUUGCCAGACUAUACAGAAACUGCAGUCCCUCUCUACGACUUGCUGCACGGCCAAAGGCGAGGCUUCCAGCGGGGUCCCGAGACCAAGGAGGAGUUCAUAACUCGCAGACACCGACCGCUGCGAAAGGAUUAG
Messenger RNA from Cordyceps militaris CM01, 1035 nucleotides. RefSeq lists its product as uncharacterized. The record is from RefSeq and is a predicted model, not a curated record. Bases 1 to 1035 code for a protein of 344 amino acids. NCBI's taxonomy places the organism in Eukaryota, Fungi, Ascomycota, Sordariomycetes, Hypocreales, Cordycipitaceae. The transcript has 2 exons.